Molecule: messenger RNA, 4515 nt
Organism: Volvox carteri f. nagariensis
Lineage: Eukaryota; Viridiplantae; Chlorophyta; Chlorophyceae; Chlamydomonadales; Volvocaceae
Exons: 8
Coding region: 1-4284 (1427 amino acids)
Molecular function (GO): protein binding
Source: RefSeq, a predicted model, not a curated record
AUGAAGCGAGGUGGCCAUCCUCCAAAGAAGGCCCGGCUGGAACUUGAUGACGAGGAGGAGGCGCUGGACCCGAUUGCAGCAGCUAUCGAAGCAAAACGUAAGUCCUUUGAGGACAUAGCGGCGUGCAUGAGCUUGAUGGUUGUGCGCGAGUUUGGCUCAAAAGGUCAAUGUCACAGGUCUUCGCUUACUAGAGGCAAGCAAGGGAGCCGACCCCUUAGCACCCGACGCUGUCGCAACGAGGCCGCAGCGUGUGGACAGCGCCCCAGUGAUGCAGAUGAAGCGUCCUCCGCGUCGCCUGAAGCGUCCUCGGAGGAUGAGCGUGAUGGCCAGAUGGCUGACGCGGCGACGGCGAUGGCGUCCGCGGCGGGCCGCAGCAGGCUGCGCACCCAAUCGGCAACGCAGGUGGCGGCUCGGGGGUCGGCUUCAGCAGGCACUGCAGCUCUGCCGUCCGGUCGCGAGGAGGCGUGUGGUGGGGAGCCAUCCCCUGGACCAGGUGCUGCUGAUGCGGUAGCUGGUGCGAGUACAGCUGUAGCACCGAAAGUGCGUAGUGUGGAUGGCGCUGCUUUAGCUGGUGGGAAGCAGCCCCCAGGCAAAGGGGUGGCUUCGGCAGCAGGUGCUGGAGGUGGCGAUGCCAUGGAUUUAGAGCUUGCCAGCUUCCUGCAGGAGCUCGAGGCCAGCGGUUUGCUGGGCGAGGCUGACGGCGUCGGCGAGGAGCCGGACGGUGCUGCGGCAAGCGAGGCGGGCGCAGAAACAGCCACCACGAACACGCCAGGUGGAGGACUUACUGGUGCACCGCCAUCCACCGCUGCCACCACCGAAAAUGCUGCCGGCGCCGAGCAGCGCGUGCUAGGCUACCUGCUGCAGGCGCCCGAAUGGAGCAAAUGCCUGGACACGGGGUCCAGCAAGGUGUACUAUUGGAACCUCACCACAGGGGAGGUGGCCUGGGAGCCGCCGCCUAGCACGGACGGCGACCUGCUCCUGCCGCCUGAGGAACCGGAAGCCGAGUCUGGCGGCGACGGCGCCGAUGUAGCAGCAUCGACGGGCGCUGCGCCUAUUUCCUAUGGACUUGAUAGGGAGGUGACCCAAGGGCAGUCUAUGGUGGUCGGCGAGGCGCACGGUGGAGGUGAAGAAGCUACGGCGGCAGCGGAACAGACGGCGACGGCUGUGCUGGCGGAGAAAGAGGAAGAGGCGGCGGCAUUGCCGGCGAGUGGGAUGGAGGUGGUUUCGGGGCUAGGACUGUCAGUUGCGGCCCCAGAGGUGUGGGAGCCCAGCAGUGCAACGGCGGCGGAUCAGGAGGACACUGGCGAUGAGGGCGGCGGGACAGCUGCCGCCAGCACGGACGGGGCCGUGGACCGUGGAGGGAUAGCCACAGCGGCGCCGCCACACGCCAUGGAGGACACAGAGCCUGGCGAUGGUCCCGCGGCUGCAGCAGCUACGGCGUCCCCUUCGCUAUGCCCGGAGGCAGCACCAGCAGCGCCGCAAGCUACGGUGCCGCCGCUGGGCACCGAUGCAUUGAUGGAGGUGGAGUGUCUGAACGGGCGCUCCAGCGGCGGCGGAACCGUCGCCUCGGCAUCUGCGGGUGGCGAGUGCCAAGCGCCGGUGGGUCACGAUUUGGGUCAGGAGGGAAUAAAUGAGGCGAUGGCGCCAGGAGCAUCAGGCGCAACAGCAUCUGGCGCUGGGCCUAUGGGAGGUCCUGUCGUAGAGGUGCCGCGGCGGGAAGCUGAGGACGUUACGGAGGCGAGCACCGGCGGAAGCGAAGGGCGAGAGCCAGUGCGCGCCGCGGCGGCCCGCGCUGCAGCGGGUGUGGACCUUCCUCCGCUGGUGCGUUUGGCGGUCGAGGCGCAGAUCCGGGCAGAGGACUGGCGGCAGCUGUCGGCGCAGCAGUCCGCAGCGGCAGCUGCGGGCCAGCCUGCAGAUGCGGUGUGUUGGCCCACCUUGGAGCGGCACUGGGUGCAUCGGAUCAAGCAGCUACUGGAGGCGCUGCCGGCGGCGAGAGCAGAGAUGCAGCGGAUGCGGCUGGGCGUCCAGGUGGCCAUGUUGCCGAACGCGGCAGCCGCCGCCGCCGCCACAGCGGGACCAGCAGCAGCCGGCUGGGCAACUCUUGGCCCUGGCCUCGAGCUGCCCAGUGGCCCAGCGGCCUCGCCUGGACGCGACCGCGCGGCCGCACAGACCGGUGAAAGCGUGGCAAAGACAGGCUCUGCGACGGAGACGGAAACAGCGGUCAUUGCACCAUUACAGUUACGCAAAGCUCCUGGAGACGGGAGUGCGGCCGUUGGUGACGGCGGCGACGGCGCUAAGGUGGCCGGGGGAAAGGCGUCGCCCCAGAAUGGCGAGGUAGGGGGCCGGGCGGAGGGCGAGGAUGAUAUGGAGGAGGGCGAGCUGGCCGAGACCGCGACCCGCGGUUCACCGGCUCCAGCAACUGCCGCCGGCACAGCAGCUGACGAAGCGGCUAGCGGGAUGGCCGGGCCGAUGCCUACGGCAGAAGCAGCAGGAGCGCCUGGAGCGUCAGCAGCUGUGGCACCGGCUGCCAUACCGUACAUGUACGACGGCACAGCAUUCGAUAUGCAGGGUUAUUAUAAUUGGUCCGCGCACUUGUAUCGGUACCAUGUGUCGUACGUAGAAGCAGGCCAUUAUCCGUACGUGUUGCCCGGCGCGGUUGGGGGAGAUGUCGAUGCGGAGCAGCCGCCGCUGCCCCCGCUGCCGGAAGACGGCUGCGCUACUGCCACCGCCGGGCCGCUGCCGGUUUCAUCGCCUGCACCGCCGCCACCGCCGUCGCCGCUACCGCCGGUGCCGCCAUUGCCGGGUCCAGCUGAGGAGGCGUUCCCGCCGCUGCCCCCGGAUGUCCCUUUGCCCCCGGAACCUACCGUCAUUGACGAUGGAGAUGACAUGGUAAUCGAGGAAGGCGGUGGAGCCUCCCCGGGUACGGCACCGGUUCCGCCCGCGGGCGACCACGUCGCGCCGCCGCUCCCCCCGGGCUUCGAGUCGGCGACCGCGUACAUCAGCAUGUACGGACAGAACGCGUACGACGCAUACAUGUCGCAAAUGUAUGGGUACGCGUAUGGCAUGGCGCCGCCGCCGGCGACCACAUCGGCAGGGCAUGAGGCGCUGCAAUUCGCGAACUUGUACCUGGGGUACGGGGGUGCAGCGGCAGCAACUCAGCUGCCGCUGCCCGCAGCCGACGCUGAGGUGGUGGCGGCGGCUGUGGAGGAAGGGCCGACUGCUGUACCAAGCGCGGCCGCCGCCGCCACGAAGCCGUUGGUCUCGCAGCCCAAGCGUAAGGAGUACCGAUCGGAGCCGAUCCGGAACCCAGUAGCUGUGGGGAUAGCGACGAUAGGUCCUCUAGGAGCGGGCAGGGGAGAGGCAGGUGCAGACGACGGGGGCGACUCGGGUCCUGCACGCGCGCGCGUCAGCCCGUCGCCCACGCCGCCGCCAUUGGAUCUCCUGAACAUGCACGUGCUGCCAGCAGAGCCGGCUGGCGGCGCCGCCACGGCACCGGCUGCCGCCGCCGGCGCUGUGGCUGCAGCAGGAAAGCGGAAGCUCGCAGCAGCAGCCGGCUCCAUAACUGCCGCCGCCGCUGGCGGCGGUGCGAAGCGCAACAAGGGCCUUGGGGGGCGAAUGGGUGCGCUGGUUCAGCAGUGGAGUGCAGCUCAGAAGCAGUUGGAAGCAGAAGACGAGGAGAGGGCUCGCAAGGCCGCGGAGGCAGAGGACCCAGACGCCCAGGAGCGCAAGCGGUUGGCUGAAUUGGAGCGGUGGAAAUGGGAGCAGCAGGUGACGGGCGCGUCACGCGACAAUGCAAACUUUGCGCCCCUGGGAGAUUGGCGAUCUCGUUUCCCCAAGAUGGCGGCACAACAGCACGAUGACCAGCCGGGCGGCGGUGAAGGCGGCGAGGCUGGCGGCACAGCGGCCACCGAGGACGCCACCACUGCUGCCGCCGCUGCUGCCGCCGCCGGCUCCGCCGGCUCAAAAAAAGCAAAGAAAGCGGCCAAGGAAGAGUCGAAACGGGAGAAGAAGGAGAAGAAGGUAAAAAAAGACAAGAAGGAGGUGGUACCUGCAGCGCCGGAAGGCGGCGGCAGACAGCCACAUGUGGCGGCGACGACGGUGACGACGACGACGACGACUGCGGCGGUGGUGGCUCCAGUGCUGAAUUUCAAGACGAAGCCCGACCUCGACGCCUUGUCUGCGGGUCUGCCGUCUGGCUGGAGGGCCAUGUGGGACAAGAACAGCGGCGACGUGUACUAUGGCAACAUGACGACAAGGGAGACCCGGUGGACCCGGCCAGGCUGAGAUGACGGAGAAGGAGAGCGGCGCAUGGCGACUAUGCGUGUUGCGCAUCCGGAAUGCUUGGCGGUCAUGUUGAUGUGAAGGACCGACCGACAUAUGGAUGGGCGGCCGGGUGUAACAUGACGGGGCGGAACAGAGAAGUGGACGGCGGUUGGAGGCCAAUCCACUGCUUAGGUUGCAUGUUGUCUUUGUCACCUAUAUUGUUGUUGUUGUUGUUACAUGGUCGUGGGUGCG